Messenger RNA from Octodon degus (degu), 2031 nucleotides. RefSeq names its product chromosome unknown C18orf63 homolog (gene CUNH18orf63). The record is from RefSeq and is a predicted model, not a curated record. The coding region runs from base 52 to 2022 and encodes 656 amino acids. The transcript is spliced from 13 exons. Lineage: Eukaryota; Metazoa; Chordata; Mammalia; Rodentia; Octodontidae.
CACAAAUUAUCUUUUGAGGCCUGAUUGCUGAGACACACACUGGCAGGAAACAUGAAUGAUUCUAAGCAGCAGUCAUUGUUCUUCAUCACGCUUCCAGAUAUACACAAGCUGUGUGCCGUCCCGAUAAUACUAAGUAACAGAGUGGCGGACACUGAGAUCAGGUGUACACAAAUGAAGAUGUGCAGACAACUACUACUUUUACAUGAAGAUAUUCUUGCAGCACCAGUACCUGGAAUCUUCAACCAAAUUUGGGUGGUCAUGGCGAUACCAUUUUUUAAAGCUGGGAGACUUAAUGCUUAUAUUGAAAAAUAUGAAGCUAAGAUGGAGGCUCCACAAAGAGUAAUUCCUGUAAUUCUUCAAAACUGCAUUUCAUAUUCACUCAUGGCUAGACUUGCUCCAGCCUGGAAUCAAGUUGGCCAUCUCUUGGUACAAGGAAAAGAUUUUCUUUCUCGAAUGGAAAAGCAGAGUGCUAUUGUAUUAAACGUCAAUGUAACAGAAACUCAAGUUUGUCUAAGUAUAGAAGUUUGCACCAUCAGACUGCCACCACCUGAGAAAGUUAUAUCUUCUAUUUUGCUUCCUUCCCAGGAAGGCACCUGUAUGAAAAUGGGACAAAUAAUAAAUAUUCUUCAUGACAUACCCGCUGACUGUCCAUUUCAUUCAUUUGAAGAGUUCCAGAUAUACUGGGAUGACUUGUAUGGCUAUAAACUUCCAGAAGAUGGUAGAAAUAUUAAAAUAUACUGUAACAUCUACUUCAAGAUGAUUGGAGAAAGGACUUUCAUAUACCCUCUCAGUUGCAUUAGAAGUCAGCCUAUACAGUUCUUCCCAAGGGUAGAUUUGGAAGGUGUGCUGAACAGUUUUCUUUCAGAUUUAAAAUCCAAAUUGCCUCGUAUAUGUGGAUUUCCCAUAAAGAUGACAAAUAAGGCAUGCUACUAUACGCAAGAACUAACCAAACCUCAUGUACAGGGAAACAAAGUCAAGGCACCCAAUUUGACCACUAAAAAACUGUUCAGGGCUUCUGUGACUCAAGCUAGUUUCAGAAAACCUGCUUUGGUUCCAAGUCUUGGCCCAUGCUCUGUAGUAGCAGACCACAAGGUGGAGCAUUCCGUCAGCCAGCCCCAGCCACCCGUUCUGUCAGCUCUACACCACCAGCCAGAGUCCAUUCAAAGUACAAAGCAAUUCCUGUCUCACAAGGAACCGCAACUGCAUUUGGAAAAAUCAAAGCCCAACAGAGGAAAUACUCAAGUUCAACACACUAAUCUUAGCUUCCAAAGUAAUAUCACCCCUAAAUUCAUACCAGUUUUCAAAAAUAGAUUGUCACCGAUGAACAAAAAUAUUUCCAUACUUGGCAACCAGAAAAGAAAACAGCAUGUUGUAACAGAAUCUAAAUUGUUUGCACAUAAAACUAGUACAAUCCAGGAUGAAAAGCUUAAUUUAGGACCAAAUAUUAAAAGAAGACCUCACAGUAACAUUCAAAUACAUGCUAGAAAUUUAAAUCAAAACUGCAGACCUGUGCAAGAGAAAAAUACUGAAUGCUGUGAAAAUAUGACAAAAUAUCCCUCUUCUAAUGGAAAAUCAAUUGUGAGCUUAAGUGAAAGUAAACAACUGUCUAACAGUAUGGUGCAUCAGGUAUCAAGUAGCAGUGUAAGUGUAAUAAAAAAUGCUGUGGACAUCUAUGGAAAAGAAAACCUAACAAGUAAAUGUAUAACACAGAUUUUAAAGAAAGAUUAUGAGUCAGUGAAACCCAAGAGGCAGCCACACAUUUUUGAAUCAGACACAGAAACUGAAGACCUGCAACUGCCACAACAGUGGGCAAACCAAACUAAAGAAGUUGACUUAAGUGACUACAAGUUGAUAGCAAGCAGAACAGCCCACAGGUCUAAAAGAAAAUCAUGUCCUGAGUCUUCAAAAACUUCAAAGCAUCCUUCUAAUACUAUGCAUUAUGGACAGUCCAGUUCUAGGAUACAGAUACAUGACUUGGAUAAGUCAAAAGCUAAGAAAUUUAGCACCAUUUCUAAAGCUUAGAACAUGGAU